AUGGCAGACAUGGAGGUUGCAGUCGAUGGCCGGGCCGAGCGGGGCCCGACUAAGAAGCGGAGACGAAUUGUCAUCUCGUGUACGGAGUGUCAUCGAAGGAAGCAAAAGUGCGAUCGGGAGCUGCCGUGCGGGAACUGCAGGUCAAGAAACAAGGAAUCGAGCUGCUUUUACGAGGCCGGUGCGCCCACGGCCCGCGAACACGAAGCGCAUGCUGGUCUAUAUUCCUCAGAGCAGAACGAUGACGAUGCGUCAAAAUCAAAGUCUGAGCCACUGUCUUCCGUGGCCUCGUCUUGGGGCUAUGCUCAAUCAGGGGGGUCAUCGACGCUGUGCUUCCUCCAGAAAAUCGAGAGAGCCAGCACGGCGGAUGGGGAGGAUGCGCUGACCAAUACCUCAGCAUCGGGCCACGCAUCGCAACAGGAUACGUUUGCGGUCAGGGAAAAGUACAAGGGUCUCAUUCGGCUGCUCCCCGCUAGGAUGUACAUUGACCAAUUGACCGAAAUCUUCUUCUCCGAUCUCAACUGGCAGUACUACCUGGUCGAGCCUCAGCACUUCCACGAACUCUUGGGCCAAUGGACCAAUAUUCCCUUCAGGCUCCUUUCUUCUCGGGGCCCAGAAGCUUUGUCUCCGGACCUGAAGGUGUUUCCGGCGCUCUUAUUCCAAGUCAUUGCGACUGCGCUACUCGUUCUUCCCAAAUCUCUCCAUGAAUCGUUUGAGUCGCUGAAAUAUGCUGCAAACAUGACGUUUGAGGAUCUGGCAAUCGACUACAGCGAGUCCAGUAUGUCUAUCCUCAAUCUUUUGGGCACAAAGUCCCUUUGUACGACGUCGAUUCAGACUGGAUUCCUUCGAGCAUCCUUCCUCAAGUAUACUGCCAACGUUACGGAAUCGUGGCACCAAGUUGGUAAAACGAUAAGAGAUGCACAAGAGCUGGGUAUGCACCGAGAUUCGCUUGAUCCAAAGCCGAAGUCGAACGAUGUAGAGAGUGUCUUGUUAAAUCAAUGGCAAAUUGAGAAAAGGAGACAUCUGUACAUGAUGCUCGGGUCAUGGGAUAUUCACAUGUGCCUCAUCCUAGGUCGUCCCGGUUCUAUGAAUUGGAGACACGGCUUCCCCACACUACCUAUUGACGCCCGAUUUACUGAGGCAUCGGAUCGGUCCAAAACUCCCGUCAUCCCUAGAGAAGAAGGCGUUGACCCCCCAACGCCAUUGACAAGAAACAUACUUCUGUACAAAACAAUGUUGCCACUGCGGGACGUUCUAGACCUAGAACCCGAAGGGCCAUGCCCCAGAGACUUUUCAAAAGUGCACAAGAUACAACAAAACAUCAUGGAUAUACAUGACAGCACGCCAGCCGCCUUCCGGAUAGAUAAUCCAGACAGGCAAUGGGAUCACUUGCCCGAAUUGCACUGGCUUCAUCAGGCAAGGUGUUUGUCUGAACAGAUGUUCUAUUUCACCUUGGUUGCGCUCAAUCGACCCUACAUUUUCCACCGAGAGGAGAGUCGACUUGAGGUGAUUAAGGGCUGCCUCGGUAUGCUAGAAAUGCAGAAGCGCAUGUUUGAAGGACUGCCACCGAAAUCUUGGAAGAAUUGGCAGUUAUUCUACGGCAGCUUUGAUGCAGUCACGCUGAUUGCCUCCAUUUACAUACUAUUUCCUUACGAGAACUCAGAGUUUAGAGAAAUUGCGAUACAGCAUUGUCACUGGACGGUCGAGCGGUUUGCAACCAUGAAAGAUAUGAACCCCUUAGCCAAGUCGGCAUUAGGAGUUCUUCGAGCAGUGGUGGCUAGGCUCGUCAAGGCCGUCGGAAACUGCGCGCCAUCUUCUUCUGUCAGUCCUCCUGUUGAUCCCCUGCGUCACAACUCAAAUACUACUACGCCGACAUCGACGGGGAAGACUUUUGGAUCGACACCAGCAAGUUCGGUUGGCAGGGCUUCAGUGGAAGGAAGCUUCAAAGGAGCUCCUGAAUCCAUAUCGUCAGCUGCAGCAGCCAUUCCAUCAACUGCCGAGGAAUCGUCGGCCUGCCUUUCGACAAUGAUGCCCGGUGGAUGGGAGCUGCAACAAGAUGGAAAUGGAAAUAGCUUUCCCUCGAUAGCGCCGUUUUUCGCGAUGGGAGAUCUUAUAUAUAAGGAUCUAACAGUCGAUCAGAUCGACGAUGUACCACCACAGACAGAUUCUGAUCCGUUACUACUGGGAGGCUCAUUCAUGUGGCAAUUCGAAGGAGGCUUUGGGGAAGACACAGUGUGGCAGUUCUUGAAUCAGCAUCAGACCAGCGGCAACGAAACCGGCUGA
Trichoderma asperellum CBS 433.97 is the source of this 2280-nucleotide messenger RNA. RefSeq lists its product as uncharacterized. Lineage: Eukaryota; Fungi; Ascomycota; Sordariomycetes; Hypocreales; Hypocreaceae. The record is from RefSeq and is a predicted model, not a curated record. Gene Ontology annotation, cellular component: nucleus. Gene Ontology annotation, biological process: regulation of DNA-templated transcription; DNA-templated transcription. Gene Ontology annotation, molecular function: zinc ion binding; DNA-binding transcription factor activity, RNA polymerase II-specific; DNA binding.